AUGAAGGCGUCGAUUAUGUUGUUGAGUUGUUGGGCUGAGGUGAUCAGAGAAGGCAGUAACAGAGGUGGGGGAUAUUGGGUGGCUGAGAUGGGUUGUGACAGGAGGGAUGGGGCUGAGAUGGGUGGGUGGGUGGAGGAGGAAAAGGUGGGUGGGUGGAGGAGGAAAAGGUGGGUGGGUGGAGGAGGAAAAGGUGGGUUGUGGCAGUUGGCAUGGUGGGCUUGUGGGGAAGAGGGUGGGUGUUUAAAAAAAAAUCAUUUUUCAUUUCUACAAUUAUAA
Prunus armeniaca (apricot) is the source of this 276-nucleotide messenger RNA. The record is from the annotation of a GenBank genome assembly. Lineage: Eukaryota; Viridiplantae; Streptophyta; Magnoliopsida; Rosales; Rosaceae.